GAUGACGCCAGCGUCACUCUUGCGGUCUCUUAACUCUUUUCUUCCUACAUGCCUACAUCUGAUAUUUACAGUUGGAAAAUAUAACGGGCUACCAAAUACAAACGUCGCCGCGUUGGGUUGGAUGUUGGAUCUCGCCACUGUCAUAAAUUGUCACGAACGAUUUAGCGGUUGAUUAUUACGACACAUGGAGACGAGUAAUAUAGACGUGAUUCUAAGCCAGCUGGGAUGGCAGGACGGCUUCCGAAUUCCCGUAGCUAACGAGGAGAAUAAACGUCUGGAAGAAGAAGUUGCUAGAAAGACAAAGCAUAAAAUUUCAUUAAAUGCAAGGUUGGAGAACCUCGAAGAACGGUUAAAGAUGAUCAGAAAGCACACUAGUGAUCUGACUAUGCGGCAUGACUUCAAUCAAAAGUUAAUCACUGAACAUUCGGUCCAGCUGGAGACAGAGGAUCAUCUGUAUCGAUUAAGCGGCAACACCGAAUCAUCUUUGCGCCAAGAAGCGCGCGAAUUUGAGAAAGAAUGGGCGGACGUGAAUUACAGAGUAUCAAGCGUAGAAAAAGAGCUGAUUAAAAUGACGAGAAAACUGGUCGAAGCAAAACAAAUAGUCCAAUUCGACGAGGAUAGCUUACGCAAAUGGGAGGAGAUGCUUGCACGGAAGGAGGAGGAUAAUCAACUGAUAGAAGAUUACAUGAAGCAGGAUACACAAAAAUAUAAGGAAUUGGAGCAGAAACGGCAGAAACUCAGCAUGGAACUUGAGAUUUAUCGUCAAGCUAUAGUCAAAACCGUCGACGAAGUACAAGAGAUGGAGAUCGUUUUAGACCGUACAACAAAACUGUAUAUGGAAGCGUUAAAAGAACGCAAACAAAUGAUAAAUCAGUGGACGCAAAGCGUUAACGUUCUACGCCAGAGGGACAACGAUAUACAAAAUAGUCUAAAAGAAAUUGAAACGUUGCGAGAGAUCAGCAGGGAAAAAAAGAGCAAUCUUGAAGAAGUACAGCAAUUUUUAAAGGAUCAAGUUGUAAACAAUAAGGAGCUAGAGGAGUUGAUUAAACAAUCGGAAAAGGAACUUGGCUCAGUCCAAGAAAAGCGCCGUAAAAUUACAGAGACGAUUGACAUCUACGAUGUCGAGCUUCGUACUCAGAAGAAAUUAGUAGGGGAAUUGGCACGUCGUACAAAGCAAAUUAGAGUCAAUACGAAACGCAAAAGAAUCGAGAUCGAGAACAAGCAUAUAAAGGUGGACGAUUGCAAAAAGCGAAUUAACGAUUUAAUGACGACUUUGGAAGAGAUUGAAAAUCAAAAGUUAAACGUCGAGGAAAGAACGAAACGUUUGGAAAAAAUGAUCGAGGACGAUGAGAAACGAAGAUCCGCUAUCGUCAAGGAAUUGAAUCGUUUGCAAGCCGCGAUUUUACGUACAACGAAGAAGAUUGUAGAAUUGGAGAGUGAAAGAAAGAUUCUGCAGAUGGAAAUGCAGGGCGAACACAAGAAGGUUGAUCUGUUCAAUACCUUGUUCUUAAAGGAGAGCAAACUUCUAGAGGAGAAGAAGGAAGCUCUUUAUCAAGUGGACUUCAGUCUGCAAAAGUGCGAGAUGAAGCUUGAACGUAUCAGAGGACACGAACACGACAAGAGUGAAGUCGAGAGGAAACAAACGAGAAUCGAAGAGUUGCAGACUACAUUGAAAGAAAAAACUGCCACAUCUAAGUUACUGCAAACUCAAAUCGUCAAUUUAGAGCAUGAUAUGAGAAAAGUAUCCAACUGCUUGUCGAACGAAAAUGAAGAACUUGAACGAUUACGAAGCAAAAAGCAGGACCUGUUGUUGCUAUUAGAUGGAGGCGAAAAGCGAUUGAAGAUUGCGCAAUCCCGAAAUGAAGAAAGACAAGUGGAAGAAAAUAUAAUGCGCCUUCGGGUGUCGCAGCUCGAGCGAAUGACGUCGAACGUGAGCGAUAAAGUCUAUGAUUUGGAGAAGUACCGUCUUCAUCUCGAAGCUGCGCUUAAGGAACGCGCGGCAGAGAUUGCGGCGCAGAAAGAGGCACUCACCGUGCAGAAGAGGAUCGCCGGUAACGAGUGCUCGGAGCUGCGCGCCGCUAUUUCCGAGAGGAAGAGCAGGAUACGGCAAUUGCAAGCGCGAUACGACAGCGGCAUCGCGACGAUGGGCGCCACCCCAGACGGGGUGACGAUGAGCACCGCGUACUUGAAGAUACAAAGCGCUCAAGAACGAUACAUGCUGCGAGAGCAAGGCGACAAGCUGGACGAAGCUAUCAGGCGAACCGAGCAGGAAAUACGUAGCAUGGAGAACACGUUGCGGGUGGUGAACGUAUGCAAUGACAAGUACAAGGACAGUAUAAGCGCGGUUGAUCAAGACGCACCCGAAUGGACGCAGCAGAAAAGACUUGACGAGCAGAUGCAUAACGCGCGACAGAACCUAUUGCAAAAGCAAACGCAGCUGCAACGUUUGUUCGAUGAACUGCAGAAAGCGCAGAAUAAUUAUAUUCAAUUGCUCAACGAUAUCGAGAAGGCAAAGGAAGAAAAGGAAAAUAAAGAACGUUACUUAUCGAGUAUUGAGAAACAGACUACGGAACAAGGAGAGAAGAUCUCCAGAGCAGAUAAGAGCCUGCGUAAAGCACAGAAGGACAUACAAAAUUUAUAUAUCUCUAAGAGGGAUGACACUGUGCUUCUGCAACAAAGGGAAGUGGAGCUGCGAGAGCUUCAAGAGCAAAACGCAUUGGUUCUUCAGGACAUCGCGGAGUUCACGAUUCGCCACGUGGAGGCCGAGGCGUAUGUUAAAAAAUUGCUGAUGGCCAAAGACAUCGAAUUACCAACCUUUCCUCCAUCAAUUAAAUCGCCUAUUAGUCCUUGCGGUAGUUCCACAGGCUCGAUAGAUCAGCCUUUGAAAAGCACGAGUCGUAUGAGCGCUUUUACGUCGUCGAGAGAGAGUAUUGGCAGCGUAGUUAAAAUAGAGCUGCAAUUUGAGGAGCCAGCAGGCAACGCAUCGAAAAAAACUAUGAAGCGUGAUCCUGCAUCCAAAGGAUCUCUCGCUUUGCCGAAGCGAUCUACUAUCUUAUACGAAAAGCAACAAUCGCAGAAAAAAUCGUGAUAAUAGUUUUGACAAUGUAAUAAUUAA
Monomorium pharaonis (pharaoh ant) is the source of this 3115-nucleotide messenger RNA. It is a transcript of the gene Ccdc39, whose product is annotated as coiled-coil domain-containing protein 39. NCBI's taxonomy places the organism in Eukaryota, Metazoa, Arthropoda, Insecta, Hymenoptera, Formicidae. The transcript has 12 exons. The record is from RefSeq and is a predicted model, not a curated record. Gene Ontology annotation, cellular component: axoneme. The coding region runs from base 185 to 3088 and encodes 967 amino acids. Gene Ontology annotation, biological process: cilium-dependent cell motility; inner dynein arm assembly; cilium movement.